Drosophila suzukii is the source of this 1447-nucleotide messenger RNA. RefSeq lists its product as uncharacterized. NCBI's taxonomy places the organism in Eukaryota, Metazoa, Arthropoda, Insecta, Diptera, Drosophilidae. The record is from RefSeq and is a predicted model, not a curated record. Gene Ontology annotation, cellular component: cytoplasm. Gene Ontology annotation, molecular function: ubiquitin protein ligase activity. Gene Ontology annotation, biological process: protein ubiquitination.
CCUGGUCACACUAAUUCCCCGGCGUUCAUGUUUGUUUUGAUUUUGUUUUCCGCCGUUUAUUUUGAUUUCUCGAGAGGAUGAACCCCCCGCCAUGCUGUACACUCUAGUCCGGGUAGCCGAGUUUGUGGACCAGUUCCUGCUGCGUCCGCUGGCCAGCGUAAUCGAUGCGGUGGUUACCGGCGUCUACUACUUCCUGUGGGGAAGCUACUUUGUCGGCUAUUGCCUGGUGGAGGGCAGCACCUUGGCAUGGAAUCUGGUGAGAUCCACGGUCAGCGAUGUUCACAGCGGCUGCUGCGGCCUGCGCCUCAUCACGCUGGAUGUGACGGAGUACUUGUAUGGUGGCACCAGGGGUGGCCUUAAGAAUGCCUGGGAUUUCGGACAAGCCGUUGGCCGGUUCUUCUGCAAUCUGCUCAUCGAACUGGGCGAUUGCAUCUUGUGGGUGCUAUUGCUGCUCCCAAGGACCAUACUCUUCAUCGUGGACUGCCUUCUGGACUUUGUGUUUCACUCCAUCGUGGCCCGUGGCCUCAGCCUGCUGAACAGCGCGUUCCGGCUCUCGAUCGGUUUGUCCGUGCUUCUUAUUCUCUACAUGUUCCGGCGCUACGUGUACCUGCUGCUCAUCUACCUGCUCCAACGUGCCCGCAUCGAGAUCUCAACAAAGACGCAAAGCGUUUACCUAUGGACUGAUCAGCAGUUACAGCGAUUCAGGCAGAACGUGCGGAAUGAUCCAGGUUGCGUGGUCUGCAUGGAGCGCACCCGGAACAUCGUGAUCAUGCCCUGCCGGCAUCUCUGCCUCUGCAAGGAGUGCUCGCAGCAACUGCGACUUCGCUUGGAGCACCGCUGUCCUGUCUGCCGCAACGACAUCAUUUCGUUUCUACCGGUCUACAUUUAAUACUUCCUAUUUUUAUAAAUUUUCUAGAGCUUAUCAUAUUUGUACAUAAGACUGCCAAUUGGAAAUAGCUUUUAAGAAUCCCAUAGCGGACUAAGAAUUUUACCGAAUGCCUAUGGUUCAAGACAAUCAGAGCAAAAAAUGACAUCCUAUUUGGACAGCUGGAAAAAAUGUUAUAACCACAAUACUUAAAAACCUGAAACAAAAUUAAAAUUAUUACAAGAGAGGUUUGUCCAAAGACUGCAUAAUCGCCAAAAUAGACAAUAUAUUUCAACACAGCUCCCAAAAAACGUCUUAAAUAACAUUCAAAACUAAAUUGUUUUAUGUAUUUAUUUCAAACCAAUGAAAAUAUACGAUUUGUUUUGUAUACAUUUAUGUAAAUACGGUUUGGUUUCUCGUAUAACUAAUUUGCUCAAAAGACAGAUAUAGAAAAAACUUUUGUUUUGGGCUUACAUCUUUAUUUAAAUUAAAUGUAAAUUUAAAUUUAAAUCGAAAUGAAAUGAUUCGCUUUGCUUGGUAUCUUAUUGCAGAGUUAAUUGAAUUGCAAGUAAUAGGUUUUUU